UUAAACUGUCUGCUUACUGAUUUUUUUUUUUUUAAAACCCUACAGGAAGCAUAGCUGAUCACGUUCUCAUCAUGUCUGCUGAAGCUGAAACUACUGCCGUCAACAGCCAGCCUGAGCAACAGGACCCACAGAAAACACAACCUUCAAAGAAGGAAAAAAAGAAAGGGCUAGAAAAGACAGAAGAAUGCCUCUUGGCCAGAUUCCAAGGUGACGGUGUAAGAUACAAAGCUAAACUGAUUGGUAUUGAUGAUGUGCCAGAGGCAAGAGGAGACAAAAUGAGUCAGGAUUCAAUGAUGAAGCUGAAGGGAAUGGCAGUAGCAGCUCGUUCCCAGGGCCAGCACAAACAGAAGAUCUGGGUGAAUAUCUCCCUUGCUGGUAUCAAGAUAAUAGAUGACAAAACUGGGGUUAUAGAGCAUGAGCAUCCAGUAAACAAAAUCUCCUUUAUUGCUCGGGAUGUAACAGACUAUCGUGCCUUUGGCUAUGUAUGUGGAGGAGAAGGCCAGCACCAAUUUUUUGCCAUAAAAACAGCACAACAGGCUGAGCCUCUGGUUGCAGAUCUCAAGGACCUCUUCCAAUUAGUAUAUAAUAUGAAAAAGAAGGAAGAUGACAAGAAGAUAAUGGAAGCAUUUAAGACUGAGAAUGGUGAUAAGGACCUAGCUGCUGAUCAGGCUGAUAAAGUGAAAUCGGAAAUUGACCAGAUGGACCUGUUUGGGGAUAUGUCAACACCUCCUGAUAUUAGCAAUACCACAGAAGCUAAAGAGAUUCUGUUAGUGGAUCUAAACUCUGAAAUUGAGACCAAACAGACUUUUACAAAAGAAGAUCUCUUCUUGAAUGACAUCACAACUUCUCUUCCACAACCAAAGCCACAGACACACUUCUUGCCUGAGAGUGCUUUCUGUACCAGUCUCAGCUUCUUUCCCACACCUAAUUCAGACCCUUUCAGUGAUGAUCCUUUCACACAGCCAGACCAGUCUGCACCACCUUCAUUUGUUUCUCUAAACUCUGCUGAUCAGAGGGAAAGUCUGAGUACCUUGGCACCAGUGGGUCAUGGUGAUACUGACUACUUUGAUAAACGGUUUGACCAGAUUUCCAAUAGAACUCACAAACUGUAUGCAGUAACAAGCAAAUCUCAACCUGAGAGUAAGCUGCCUGCAGCAAGAGCUCCAAAUAGGGUACCAGAGGGAAAACAGAGUGGCUUUCUUAAAACCCUAUCAAACCUACUUGUGGAAAGUCCUCCCACAGGAAUAUCUCUGGAGAAUGAAGUAAAGCUGGAUUCUGAAAGCAAUAUCCAGCCCAUGUCAAAUGAGUCUGUAACAAUUAGCCCACCACCCCAAAGUACCAAGCCAGGAAGAGGAAGGAGGUCUGUCAAGACUGAAUUGACUGACUUAUUUAGCUCAGACUUCUUUGCACCAGCUACAGAGGGCUUUUGUGUGACCCCAGUGGCAGAAACAGGACAUGUGCCAACUCUUCCACUGGACCUCUUCCAAAGAAAUUCUUCAGCAUCUCAGUUGGUCUGUGGCUUGCCAGUAACUCCAUCACCAUGGAGCACACAGUCACCUGCCUUCACUCCUACUUCAUCAGUCUUUCCUGGAUCUGCGAUGUCUCCUCAGCCUACCGGGUUUACUCAGCCACUUGGCUUUAACUCUCCACCACUGCCAAAGUGGCAACAGCCUGCAUCUUUUGGCUCAGUAGGCCUUCAGUCCUCUGGUGUCUGGGGAUCACUAACACAAGUUGUAUCUACUUCGUGGGCACAGCCAUCCAGUGCUGUAAAUUCCUUCCAGAGUAGUGUCUUUUCACCUUCACUGCCACCUGCUCAGGCACCAGCUGUAUCAGCCUCCUGGUUAACAACUAGCACACAUCAGCCACCAUAUAUUACUGCACCUCAGAAGGAGCUGACCAAGAAAGAGAGUGAUGCUUUUAUUGCUCUGGACCCCCUUGGUGAUAAAGAGAUAAAGGAUAUCAAGGAAAUGUUCAAAGACUUCCAGCUGACAAAGCCACCUGCAGUACCAGCAAGGAGAGGAGAGCAGCAAAGCCUUCCAGAACCACCGAAGCCUGUUCCCCAGCAAGGUGUGCUGCCAGCUGAUGACCCAGUCUUUUUCAGUGCCUCACUU
Molecule: messenger RNA, 2111 nt
Organism: Merops nubicus (carmine bee-eater)
Lineage: Eukaryota; Metazoa; Chordata; Aves; Coraciiformes; Meropidae
Gene: DAB2
Product: Dab, mitogen-responsive phosphoprotein, homolog 2 (Drosophila)
Exons: 12
Biological process (GO): negative regulation of canonical Wnt signaling pathway; positive regulation of endocytosis; receptor-mediated endocytosis
Cellular component (GO): plasma membrane
Source: RefSeq, a predicted model, not a curated record